This is a messenger RNA of Penicillium expansum, 2139 nucleotides long. RefSeq names its product transcription factor domain-containing protein. The record is from RefSeq and is a predicted model, not a curated record. Lineage: Eukaryota; Fungi; Ascomycota; Eurotiomycetes; Eurotiales; Aspergillaceae. Gene Ontology annotation, molecular function: DNA binding; zinc ion binding. The transcript has 3 exons. Bases 1 to 2139 code for a protein of 712 amino acids. Gene Ontology annotation, biological process: DNA-templated transcription.
AUGUGGCCGCUAUUGUUUGCCUUCUCCGAUGACUCAGCAUAUUUCGAUGACGCCCCGGGAGAACGCCUGGGCAUCUCAUUCACACGAGAUGAUAUAUACACAAUGGCAUCAGAAUUUGUACCCGAGACAUCUGAAAUUGGCUCCUUGACGGCACACUCGAAUGAGGACAGCCAGUUCGUCGGUAGCUCAAGUGGCGUCUAUUUCAUAAAGACAGUGAAGCGUGCAUUCAACGACAUAGAUGGUCCGGGUUCAUCAGAGUCAAACUUGCCCACAGCAGAGGAAACGCUCGUAGGCGCUGAAACCUCACCUCAUGACAAGCACCAGCGCACCUCAUCCGUCAGAGACACCGCUUCGUCCUUGGAGGUGGUUGAAUCUCCCACAGAAUGGACCUACGACCCAUCAUUGACAGCGUCUCUAGGAAAGCUACCUCCCGCAGAUGUGGCCAAGGGCCUAAUGAUGAUGUAUUUCAAAGUGUGGCACCCUCUGUUCCCGUUCCUGCACGGUCCCACCUUCCUGCAGGCGAUGGAGAAGGUCUACUCCAAUAGAAAUCAAACUCAACAGACGCAGGAACCUUGCAUAGACCACCGCAGUACAUGCUGGACAACUAUCUUCCAAUGUGUCUUCAAUCUAGGCAGUCUACUAGCGCCAGACUUGGAUCUACCAUCUGAAUCGAAGAUCCAAUCACCAACCAGUUUCAACUCUUUGCUCGGGACUCUCUCCUCUCGACAUGAUAUCGUUUCCCUGCAAGCACUUCUAGCUAUCCAAGUCUAUCUUGUUGCUACAAUGUCACUUCGGCAAGCAUCGACUGUCGGGGGCUGUAUCCUACGCUCGAUGCUCCAUGCUGGUCUCCACCGGUGUCCGUUUCGAUACAAGCAACUCUCCACCCACGACCGACAACUGCGGAAGCGGGUCUUCUGGUGCGCUUAUGCCAUUGAUAGAUAUCUAAGUCAGGCUUUGGGCUUGCCGCUUGGUAUACAGGAUUCUGAUAUUGAUGUAUGUCUCCCUGCUGCCCGGGAAAUGCAUUCUCCUCGAGGCCAGGCGACUCAGUCCAUGAAUGGUAGCUCCGCGCCACAGCACGGUAAUAAAGAAGACCAAGGCAAGGAAAGUGUUCUUGCUAGCUACGUUGACUCGGGAACUCUGACGGGCCGGGCAUUGGAGCUUUUUCAUAAAUCGAUAUUGGUUCGAUCCGUUCGUCGCAGUUCGGUGUUGUUCCUUGUGACGGACGUGCACAAGUGGUGGAAUAGUCUUCCCACCGAACUGCAAAGAAAACCGGCGGUAUUUGAACAAAGGGUGGGAUCUGUGAUGACAGAUACUGCGUUUGAUUUUGCUCCUUUUUUCACUGUGCUGUAUCAGCAUCUCAUUCUGAUCAUUCAUCGGCCUUCGCUGUCGCUGGAUCCAUCAACUGCGGAAUUCUGCUCUGGGUUGCAAACUUGCAUCGGGGCUGCCCGGGCUAUCCUAUCGGCGCUCGGGUUGCAAGUUGAUAGCCGGCAGGCUUUGUUCUGGCCCGGCUUUUUGUCGGCUGCGUGGAUGUCUGGGUUGGUUUUGGCUUUGGCUUGUCAACUUAACCAAUAUGUGUUGACAAAGGGUCUUCAGGAGAUUGAAGAGUUUUCCGAGUUCCUACGUUUGAUGUCCACUCAAUGGGAGACAGCCAAACACUGCCACAUGUCGCUUUCAGUGCUAGCCACGAAAAUCCAACGGUCAGAAAGCGGCUCUGAUCCAAGAGCAAACUCUCAGGCAUACGUAACAAGGGGCUCUGAGGGAAGCCCGACACUUGCGGAAUCUUUGACUGCACGCGAGGAGAACAGAAGGAGACUUGGUCGCCUGUCGCACUUGCAAGAAGAACCUUGCCUAUCGGCAGAGCCGUCGCAGACCGAGCAGCGGAAUAACGUAUGGGGGGAUUCUAUCCACAGGGGACAUGAUCCCGUGGUAGCUCCUUCGGUGUCGAUGCAUCCGUCACAAACGAACGAACAGGGCAUCCUCGCCGAUACACCCUCUUCACUGCAGAUGGAUUUACAGGAGACCAAUUCCACACAGUUUGAGGGGAUAUCGAAUUUCGACUUGAACAUGGCUGAUUUAAUCGAGGGCGCUGACUUCGACACUCUGUUCGAUAUGAUCGGGCAGCAAUUCCCAAGCUUCUAA